Messenger RNA from Acaulospora colombiana, 243 nucleotides. NCBI's taxonomy places the organism in Eukaryota, Fungi, Glomeromycota, Glomeromycetes, Diversisporales, Acaulosporaceae. The record is from the annotation of a GenBank genome assembly.
AUGGCACAGCAAAACACUCCCACUGACCCCCAGACAAAAGCGAGAAAGAAUAGCCCGGUCAGCCCCAAAGUCAAACCCAAACAGACAACAACAGAAAAGAAACUCAACAUCGUGGAAAAAACUGCAAGACUGAUGAAGGAAAGCCUGGCAAAUUUGGAACCCACCUCCUUUCAAACACAACAACAUCGAGCCUGCGGUUCCCAAGCCCUCACAAGAACGGAUGACUCCAGCUCAUCAUCCUAG